Molecule: messenger RNA, 2712 nt
Organism: Trametes versicolor FP-101664 SS1
Lineage: Eukaryota; Fungi; Basidiomycota; Agaricomycetes; Polyporales; Polyporaceae
Exons: 3
Coding region: 1-2712 (903 amino acids)
Source: RefSeq, a predicted model, not a curated record
AUGCCAUCCCGCCGCAACGCCUCUCUCUCUCGCCCUGCGACGCCCUUCGACUCGAGCAUGCUACCGACGACGACGACGACGCCAGCGGUACCCCAGACCGGUGCUGCGCUGCCUGGUGGACCCCUCCACUCUACCCCACCUGCUAGGACCUACGCCCAAGUGGCCGCGUCCCCCCCGGCGAGUCCGACGAUGCAGCACGCGCUGAUGCUGCACGCGGCCCACCCUGCGCCGCCCGGCGGCGUCAUUCCCAUGGGGCUCAUGGGCCCUGCGACGACGCCGAUGAGCCUGCCGGCGGCGAGCGUGCAGCCGCGCCCAGGCAACCAGUAUGUACAGGGUGCCUCGGACCGAGCAACGGACGCCGCUGGGCCGUCGCUGCGGGCAGAGAGCUCUGCGGUGGGCCUAGAUGGAGGUAGUCGGGGCAAGCCGAUAGACAAGGGCAAAGGGCGAGGCCCGCCAGGACCUCCGAGCCCGACGCUCUCUCCUGGAGAGUUGUCGGCGCCGUCAACCCCGCGGUCGCCCACACCGGCUUACCCCGACGACUUCGAGGUACACGGGAGCCGCUUUAACGAUGCCGAGGAGAUCGCGUGUGCCAUUGCGGAGAGCAUCAUCACCGACGGGGCCCGCUACGACGACUUCAUCACGGACGGCAUCGGCCGCGACGGCCUGCCACUUCCUGGGAGGGUCCCAGACUACGAGCAGCGCAAACGCAAGCGAGCCCGCGUGCACACCCCCUCCUCGGAAUGUGACGAACCGGCGAUUUUCUACGCGCGCGCCCUCGAGAAGCCGGAAGACCUGCCCCGCCCGCCCACACCCCAUCCCUCAACGAUCGUCACCGCGCGGGAGCUCCACAACCUCCGACGCUCAACGGGCGAGGAGAACGGCCGCGAGGACUUCAGCCUGGAACCGCCGCCAUCCAACCAAGCGGCCCUGCGCACCCGUCCGCCGCCCUCGACGCAGCCUCGGCAACCGACAUCGCGGCUAGUCAAAGGUGGUGUGCGCCCCGCCCGCGGAAGGAAAUCCCUGCCGGCGUCCAAGACUCUGUUCAGCGGCGCCGACCCGAUGGAUGUCGACAUCCUGCUGGCCUCCCCGGUGCUCCGACCUUUGGAUGCGCGCGCGCACGCUGCUACGCAAGGUCCUCUUGACGAGAGCGGGAGUCAGCUCUUUCCCGUCUACCUCACCGGGACGGCGACGGUGCCGUCGCGCCAGUCCGCAACAGGCCACGCGACGGUGUCCACGAGCUCAACGUCGACGUCGGUCGCCCAGCGUCGGGAUCCUGCUGAUUUCUGGGCGGACAACCGACCCGGGCGGAGCUGGUCUGACCGGUCUGAGAACUCGAGCAACAUCCCCGCGCGUGCUCCCCUGCUUCCCGAGCCCUUCUGCCCCGACAACAUGAGUCACCGGCCGCCGAACUACCGCCCUCCUACGCCGUUUCCCCGGGGCUACGACGGGGUGCUCGACACUGCCCCUCGAUCCUCCGGAAAUGGUGCAGGCCCGAGUUCGCGCGCGGCCCGAGCCCUGACGCAGCGCGAGCCCCCUCAGAGCGGGCAGUCGCCGUCCCCCUUCCCCCAGGACGGCCGCUUCCACACGUAUGUCGCCCAAAUGGCGACGCUGCAGGCGUACGCGCCGCAAGGUUUCGGGUUCACCCCAGCCCCGGCGGGAGGUUUCGGCCCGCACGACUUCGGAGAUCCGGAGCACCUGAUCUACGGGAUGGCCAGCGACCGGGUGGAGGAGUUGUGGCAGGAGGAGCCGACGACGACGGCGCUCAUAGAAGUCCACGGUACCCGCCAUCCCAGCCCGCAACUGAUCCAGGCGCAGACAGAUCUCAUCACCACGGUUGUCGCCGCCGCCACAAACGAAACGGACUUCCGCGUCAUCGGGCCCGAGGCCGAGCACCCCACGCGCCGUAAGUACAGCCCGUCGACCUACGCCCUGGUGAAACUCCGUGCGACCGCGAUUCUCGCCCUGGUCACCCAACGCAUCUGGUCGUCGGAGCUGAUCACGCUCAGCGUCUUCCGACGCGUCAUCACCCUCCCCGACUUUCUCUGCCUGCUCGAGGGGGUCAAGCAGCACCCCGAGCUCGACAUCGCGCGCACCGUGUGGGAGACCUUCAACGGGCCGCACAUCCUCCCAGCCCUCCUGCGGUACCUUCGCGCGAACCCGAAGUACAACCGCAUGCACCAGGAGGUCGCCGCGAACAUCGUCCUGAGUUCGCUCCGAGUACACGUCACCGCCCUCAACAACGGCAACCUCGUCGCGGCGAUCUAUUGCACGUCGCCCGCUGCGACGGUCGCUGAGUGGCGCGUCUGGCGCGACACGAUCCUCCGCGCCCCCUUCCAUGUUCGCGACGACGUGGUCAUCCCCAGCCAGCCGAGCCUCUGCGGUGGCUGCCAUAGCGCCUCCCACCCCACUGACCUGUGCCCAUACCCGGGCGUCCCGGACUGGCACGCGACCCCCCAGCGCUCACGACUAGCCAUCACCCAGCGCGACAACGUGGACCUCGGCCCUAGCACGGCGACUCUGCAGGGGGACCAGGCGGGCCCGUCCACGUACAACCGCUCCCUCCGCGGCCGCGGCGGCGCUGCAAUGCGCGGCAACAACGGCCGGCAGAACCCUGGGCGCGGCGCGUCGAACGGUGGAGGCAAGCGCGGCGGGCGCGGCGGCGCGCAGGACGGGGCGGGCAACAACGGCCGCCACAACCGCGACCCGUACUAG